Messenger RNA from Haliotis rufescens (red abalone), 9913 nucleotides. RefSeq names its product acetyl-CoA carboxylase-like. NCBI's taxonomy places the organism in Eukaryota, Metazoa, Mollusca, Gastropoda, Lepetellida, Haliotidae. Gene Ontology annotation, biological process: fatty acid biosynthetic process. The transcript has 54 exons. Bases 211 to 7311 code for a protein of 2366 amino acids. The record is from RefSeq and is a predicted model, not a curated record. Gene Ontology annotation, molecular function: ATP binding; metal ion binding; acetyl-CoA carboxylase activity.
GAUCGUUUUGACAACAAACUCAGAUGUGCACAUGUUUCUCGUGUACUUAAUAGAUUUAAUAGUUUUGGCUGAGAAAGUCAGUUGUUUGUUGGUGUUGGUGAGAAGGUUGGCAAAUAUCAGAGGAAGGUAUUGAAUGACAGGCUUCCAUUUGAUGCUUGCUGGGCUGCUGUGUUAGAGAAACGGGAUAGCAGUGUUCCUGUCUCUUGGUUCAUGUUGAAAGUGUUUCGGUGGUUGGCACAGAUAGAGGAGCAAGCAGGGCCGUCCGACAUGGCUGAGGACGGUAAAGACAAGGUGACGUUUGACCUUGGAGAAUCAACAGGGGACGAUGAUGCUGGUUCCUCGGUGGAUGAACACGAACAACCAGAGUCUGAGAGACGAGAUUCCGUUUCGGAAAUUAUAAGAAGGAAGCCGUCCGAGAGUGAUGACAACCGGGACUCGGAGUCGUCCUUCUUCUCCAGCCCCGAGGCACACAGUCCCAAAGCCCAGAUGAGGCACACGAUGUCCGGGAUCACUCUGGACACAACGCGGGGGAAGAGGCAGUAUGUGAAGGACUUCUGUGUGGCCACACCGGAGGAGUAUGUGAAGCGCUUCGGGGGGAACCGAGUCAUCAACAAGGUUCUGAUUGCCAACAAUGGUAUUGCUGCCGUGAAGUGUAUGCGGUCCGUGAGGAGAUGGGCGUACGAGAUGUUCCGGAAUGAGCGGGCCAUUCGCUUCGUUGUAAUGGUCACACCAGAAGAUCUCAAGGCUAAUGCUGAAUACAUCCGAAUGGCUGACCAGUACAUACCUGUACCUGGCGGCAGCAACAACAACAACUACGCCAACGUGGAACUCAUCCUCGACAUCUCGAAACGAACACAGGUCCAGGCUGUGUGGGCAGGAUGGGGACAUGCCUCUGAAAAUCCCAAGCUACCAGACUUACUACACAAGAAUGGGAUCACAUUCAUAGGUCCCCCGGAGAUGGCCAUGUGGUCCCUGGGAGACAAGAUUGCCUCCUCCAUCGUAGCCCAGACUGCUGGAGUGCCAACUCUACCCUGGAGCGGCUCAGGUGUGAAGCUGAAGAUGGGGGAGAAGGACAAGACCAAGUGGAAGCAGCUGGUUGUGCCCAAUGACCUCUACAAGAAGGGCUGCACGCCAGACGUGGAGUCAGGGCUCAAGUCGGCCAAUGACAUUGGCUUCCCCGUCAUGAUCAAGGCUUCGGAAGGGGGUGGAGGCAAGGGCAUCAGGAGAGUUGACAAUGCAGAUGACUUCCCCAAUCUCUACAGACAGGUGCAAGCAGAGGUUCCAGGGUCACCGAUAUUCAUCAUGAAGUUGGCGUCUGCUGCCCGGCACCUGGAGGUGCAGCUUCUGGCCGACAGCUAUGGUAACGCCAUCUCACUGUUCGGGCGGGACUGCUCCAUACAGCGCAGGCACCAGAAGAUCAUUGAAGAAGCACCAGUCACCAUUGCACAGUCUGGUAUCUUUGAGAGGAUGGAGAAGGCUGCUGUGACGCUGGCCAAGAUGGUGGGGUACGUGAGCGCCGGCACCGUGGAGUACCUGUACAAUGCAGAGCAGGAUGAGUUCUUCUUUCUGGAGCUGAACCCCCGGCUUCAGGUGGAGCAUCCGUGCACCGAGAUGGUGGCCGACAUCAACCUCCCCGCCGCCCAGCUGCAGGUUGCUAUGGGUCUUCCGCUCCAUCAUAUCAAAGACAUCCGAGUUUUGUACGGUGAAGACCCAUGGGGAGAGUCGGCCAUUGACUUUGACAAUCCCCGAGCUAAACCCCACCCGAGGGGUCAUGUGAUUGCUGCCAGAAUCACCAGCGAGAACCCCGACGAAGGCUUCAAGCCCAGCUCCGGCACCGUGCAGGAGCUGAACUUCCGCAGCAACAAAAACGUGUGGGGGUAUUUCAGCGUGGCAGCAUCGGGCGGCCUUCAUGAGUUUGCAGACUCCCAGUUCGGCCACUGCUUCUCCUGGGGAGAGGACCGGGAAGAUGCCCGAGAGAACCUGGUGGUGGCCUUGAAAGAGUUGUCUAUCCGCGGAGACUUCCGCACCACGGUGGAGUACCUCAUCAAGCUGCUGGAGACGGAGUCGUUCCAGGGCAACACCAUCACCACAGCCUGGCUGGACAAACUCAUCUCUGAUAAGGUUCAGGCGGAGAAGCCGGACACCAUGCUGGGGGUGAUCUGUGGUGCCCUGCACAUUGCCGACCAGAGGAUCCUGGGCAGCUUCCAGGACUUCCAGACUUCACUGGAGAGAGGCCAGAUCUUGCCAUCAUCAUCCUUGAAGAAUAUUGCUGAUGUGGAGUUCAUUAUGGAGGGCAUCAAGUACAUCUUGCAGGUGAUAAAGACAGGCAUCAGCAGCUACUUCCUGUGCAUGAACAACUCCGUCCUGGAUGUCGAGGCUCAUCGUCUGUCUGACGGCGGUCUGCUUCUGUCUGUGGAUGGGUCCAGCCACACAACAUACAUGAAGGACCAAGUCAACAGCUACCGCGUCACCAUCGGCAACAAGACCUGUGUCCUGCACCGGGAGAACGACCCAACAGUGCUCAGAUCGCCAUCUGCUGGCAAGUUGAUCAACUUCAUUGUGGAGGAUGGAGGCCACGUGUUUUCUGGGGACGCGUAUGCUGAGAUUGAGGUGAUGAAGAUGGUGAUGGAAUUACGUGCCACAGAGACCGGGUGCAUUCACUACGUGAAGCGUCCGGCAGCAGUGUUGGACCCAGGUGUGAUUGUGGCCCGCAUGCAGCUGGAUGACCCAAGCCGAGUACAACAAGCCCAGCUGUUCACGGGGACACUGCCCACCCCCCAGAACCCCGCCCUGCACGGCGACCGCCUGCACCAGGUGUUCCAGCGGGCCCGCAUACAGCUGGAGAACAUCAUGGCGGGAUACGUCCUCCCCGAGCCCUACUUAAAGGAGAGACUCAAUGUUAACUUGGAGUGCAUCAUGAAGUGUUUGAAGGAGCCCUCGCUUCCGCUCCUUGAGCUGCAGGAUUUGAUCUCCAUGAUCUCUGGGAGAAUUCCGGCCAAAGUAGAGAAGUCAAUGCGGAGACUCAUGGCUUCCUACGCCAGCAACAUCACGUCAGUCCUGUGUCAGUUCCCCAGUCAACAGAUUGCCAAUGUGAUCGACAGCUAUGCUGCUACACUGACGAAGCGAACAGAGAGAGAUGUGUUCUUCAUGACGACCCAGGGUAUCGUGCAGCUGGUGCAGAGGUACCGCAGUGGUAUCCGAGGUCACCUCAAGUCCGUUGUGCAGGACCUCCUCCGGCAGUACCUCCGCGUUGAGCUGCAGUUCCAGCAAGGUCACUACGACAAGUGCGUGUACCAGCUGCGAGAGAAGAACAAGGAUGACAUGGCCACCGUUGUGGGCACCAUCUUCUCCCACCUUGCUGUCCAGCAGAAGAACAACCUCGUCAUCAUGCUCAUAGACCACCUGUGUGGAAAGGAGCCAGGGGUCACAGAUGAGAUGGCGUCCAUCUUGAAUGAUCUCACACAACUCAACAAGAAGGAAAAUGCCAAAGUUGCCCUACGAGGCAGACAGGUUCUGAUCGCUGCCCACCAGCCGCCAUAUGAGCUCCGUCACAACCAGAUGGAGUCCAUCUUCCUCUCCGCCAUUGACAUGUACGGACAUGAGUUCUGUCCAGAAAACCUCCAGGACAUGCCACGGGCUAUAUACAUGGUGAUGUGCCUUAAUGAUUACAAGAUGGUCUCAAACGUACAGAAACUGAUCAACUCGGAGACCGCCAUCUAUGAUGUUCUACAAGAGUUCUUCUUUCACAGUAAUGACUUGGUGAAAAGUGCUGCACUGGAGGUAUACGUCCGCCGCGCCUACAUAGCCUACGAGCUGCACUGCCUCCAACACUGUAUGCUGGAGGACGGGCUGAGAGUGGUGGAGUUCAGAUUCCUGCUGCCAAGGUCACAUCCAAACAGGUUGAUGGUGACCCGCUUCGAGAGUUCCCUGAUGCGUGUGCCGAGUGAGGAUGAGGACGUCUCCCCUGCUAAUGAACCGGUGGAGGAGAUCCCCUUAUGUCAAAGGAUGGGCGUCAUGGCUGCCUUUAGCUCAUUUUCAGAUUUCCAGAAGAAUUUUGACAAGCUGAUCGAGCGGUUCUCCCUGGACACCCCCCCGGCCAGCCCUCUGUUGUCGGAACACUGCUUCCUCAAUGCUGAAGACUCCACGUCGGUACAUAGUAUGUCGGACGUUGACGACCCCAUCCACAUCAUCAACGUGGCCAUCAGCCUCCACUCCCAGAUGGAGGACGACGAGCUGGCAGCUCAGUUCCAUCUCUUCUGCCGGGAGAAGGCACAGAUGAUGUAUGAUCGUGGCAUCCGCCGAGUCACCUUCGUUGUCCUGCAUAAGAGGACAAUACCCAAAUACUUCACCUUCAGAGCCAAGUUUGAGUUCCAGGAGGAUCGCAUCUACCGCCACCUGGAACCAGCGCUGGCCUUCCAGCUGGAGAUCAACCGACUCCGCAACUUUGACCUGGAGGCCAUCCCCACUGCCAACUACAUGAUGCAUCUCUACCUGGGCAAGGCCAAGGUGGCCAAAGGUCAAGAGGUCACAGAUUACCGGGUAUUUGUGAGGUCUAUCAUCAGACAUUCCGACCUCGUCACAAAGGAAGCUUCUUUUGAGUACCUGCAAAAUGAAGGGGAGAGAACUCUGUUGGAAGCAAUGGACUCGUUAGAAGUGGCUUUCUCCCAUCCUCAGUCAAAGAAGACAGAUUGUAAUCACAUCUUUCUCAACUUUGUACCAACUUUGACACUCACAGAGCCAGGGAAGUUGGAGGAGACGGUGCGGAGUAUGGUGAUGCGGUAUGGCAGUCGGCUGUUGAAGAUGAGAGUGCUGCACGCAGAACUUAAGUUUACCAUCAGACUGACCACUAAUGGAACGAGUUUCCCAAUCCGGCUGUUCCUGACCAAUGAGAGCGGGUACUACCUGGACAUCAGCCUGUACCGUGAGGUGACGGACCCCCGCACAGGCCAGGUGAUGUUCCAGGCAUACGGGGCCAUGCAGGGGCCUCUCCACGGCCUCCUCAUCAGCACCCCCUACCUCACCAAGGAUCACCUGCAACUGAAGCGCUUCCAGGCCCAGUCCAUGGGGACCACCUACGUGUACGAUUUCCCGGAGAUGUUCCGACAGUCCUUGAUGAAGCUGUGGAAGGAGCACUACCAGCGCCAUCACCUGCCGCCUAGAGACAUGCCCACCGAUGCCCUCGUAUCGACCGAACUGGUCCUUGACAGUCAUGGCAACCUGUGCAUGCAGAAGAGGCUGCCGGGGGAGAACGAGAUUGGUAUGGUGGCAUGGAAGAUGACCUUGAAGACCCCAGAGUUCCAGGAAGGUCGUGAUAUUAUUGUCAUCUCCAAUGACAUGACACACAAGAUUGGAUCGUUUGGUCCGCAGGAGGAUGUGCUGUUCAAGAAAGCAUCUGAGUUGUCCAGAAAGAUGGGCAUCCCUCGCAUCUACCUGUCUGCUAACAGUGGCGCUCGUAUUGGCCUGGCCGAGGAGAUCAAGCACCUGUUCCGUGUGGCGUGGGUGGAUCCAAAAGAUCCCAACAAGGGUUUCAAAUAUUUGUACCUGCGUCCUGAUGACUUCAAGAAAGUGAGUGCCAUGAACUCCGUGAGAGCAGAGCUCAUAGAGGAUCAGGGAGAAUCCCGAUACAAGAUCACCGACAUCAUCGGUAAGGAUGAUGGUCUGGGUGUGGAGAACCUGAGGGGAUCCGGCAUGAUUGCUGGGGAAUCAUCCACUGCCUACAAUGAGGUCAUCACCAUCAACCUUGUUACGUGUCGAGCAAUCGGUAUCGGCGCAUACCUGGUGAGACUCGGACAGAGGAUCAUUCAAGUGGAGAACUCCCAUAUCAUCCUCACAGGAGCUGGGGCACUCAAUAAGGUGCUGGGGCGGGAGGUGUACACAAGCAACAACCAGCUCGGUGGCAUCCAGAUCAUGCACAACAACGGCGUCUCCCACGAUGUGGUGCCCGACGACUUUGAGGGAUGCUGUAUGAUUCUCCAGUGGCUCUCCUACAUGCCUUUGAAAAAGAAUGGCCCUCUCCCAAUAAUCCCUUCCUACGACCGAGUAGACAGAGACGUGGAUUUUGUGCCCACCAAGGCUCCGUAUGACGUACGCUGGAUGCUGUCGGGGAGGAUGAAUCCAGAGAGUCGCGAGUGGCAGAGCGGCUUCUUCGACAAGGAUUCCUUCAUGGAGAUCCUCAACCCAUGGGCUCAAACAGUUGUUGUUGGCAGAGCAAGACUGGGCGGUAUACCCCUGGGUGUCGUGAGUGUGGAGACUCGGUCUGUGGAGGUCGUCGUCCCAGCCGACCCGGCCAACAUCGACUCCGAAUCGAAGGCGACACAGCAAGCCGGGCAGGUGUGGUUCCCCGACUCUGCCUUCAAGACAGCCCAGGCCAUCAAGGACUUCAACCGUGAGGAGCUGCCUCUCAUCAUCUUUGCCAACUGGAGAGGAUUCUCGGGGGGCAUGAAAGACAUGUAUGACCAAGUCCUUAAGUUUGGAUCUUACAUUGUGGAUGCUCUGGUGGACUACAAGCAACCUAUCCUGAUCUACAUCCCUCCCUAUGCCGAGCUGAGGGGCGGGGCAUGGGUGGUGGUCGACCCCACCAUCAACCCCACCCACAUGGAGAUGUUUGCAGACCAACUGUGCAGAGGAGGGGUGUUGGAGCCUGAGGGCACAGUGGAGAUCAAGUUCCGGCGGAAGGACCUGGAGAAGGCGAUCCGGCGCCUGGACCCGGUGGUACGGCAGCUGGUGGAGGACCUUGGGGACCCCGACCUGGCCGAGGAGAAGAAGACGGAGCUGGAGGGCGACCUGGCCAAGAGGGAGGACAGUCUGCUCUCCAUCUACCACACAGUCGCUGUGCAGUUCGCAGACCUCCACGACACCCCCGGGCGUAUGGAGGAGAAGGGAGUAAUCUCGGCUAUCCUCAAGUGGGAGCGGAGUAGGGAGUUCUUCUACUGGCGACUGCGGCGCCGUCUCCUGGAGAACGAGGUGAAGAAGAAGAUGCGGCUGUUCACCAAGGACUCAAGUGAAGCCCAGCUGGACUCCAUGCUGGGAAGGUGGUUUGUGGAGGACCAGGGCGCAGUCAAUGCCUAUCUGUACGAGGACGACAAGGCGGCCGUGGGGUGGCUGGUGGACCAGCUGGACGAGAACCAGGAGAAGAACACCGUGCUGGAGAACAUCCGCUGUAUACAGAGAGACCAUGUGUUGCAGCAAGUCAGGAGCUUGAUCCAGGACAACCCGGAGGUGGCCAUGGACUCCAUCGUGCACAUCACACAGCACAUGACACAGUCUCAGCGCGCAGAGAUCUCCCGCAUCCUGGCCAACAUGGAGACGUAGACACCCACCAGAUGGCGCUGUAGACAAGGGCGGUAAAGGACAGGUGGCGCUGUCCAAUGUUGGUUGAAGAAUACCAGAUCUCGUGGGACAACUCAUGUGUUCAGACAAGCUCAUCUGGCUCAUUUAGAUUGAUCAUAUUUCGUGAUCAACAAACGGAUCCAUAUGUUUGACCAGAUAUCUCAGGACUUAUUUAUACAAAAUGUUGAAGUUACUUGUCCAUCUCUUGAAUUGGCCGGUGGCCAUUUGGUUAUGACUGUUGGCGUUUGAUGGGAAUUGGUCAUGGGAUUUUUAAUCUUGCAUGACAGUGGUGCGUGUUAACAUUACUAAGUCAAAAGAUAAUUGUCACAAACAAAUAUUUCACCGAAAAUAUUUUUAGGUUGUAAAAAAUGAUAAAUCAUUGUGUCAUCAGCAAAGUAUUCACACUAGUGGUAUGUACAACUCAUACUGCUGGUGCCACAACUCAUUCCAGAUGGUCAUAACACUAAACCCAUUUCGUACAGAUGGACCCAGAUACUUUGGGUUUAGUGUGUAGUUUGGCAUUGCAAAGUGGCUUUAACAUCCGUGAUGCUACAUGGUCUGGUGUCUCGUCCCCAACAGAGAGACAAUGGACAUUUGACAGAACACAGCAUGCCGAGCCGCAUGUGCAAAGACUGUUCCGAGGUAUUCCUCAAGAGAUGUUUUAUACUGUUUGAAGAUUUUGAGAAGUAUAACUUCACGACUUCUGUAUCCAAAUGGCUUGAACUGAAAUUGUUUGUAUAUGCUUUGAAAGUUUUGUUGUUAGAUCAGUGGUACCUACUUAUGUCAUGUCUAUUCUUGGAGAUGUAAAUAUUGAACAAAACCAAAAUGUACAGAUGGAGUAUUUAUUGCCAGUUUGUAAGUUAUUCAGGUGUUACGUUAUACAACACAGUUGUGAGUUGACAUUGCUUUGUUGGAGUUUGUUUCUUUGUACUGAAGAUCGGCAUUUGAUGAGUGGCUGUUCAUAGGGUGUCUGUCGGAUGAACUUGUAGUUUUGUAUUUUGUUAAAGAUCUGCUAACAGUCGACAGUUUAAUUUACAGUGGCUUCAGUCAGGGGACUAUUAGUUUAAUAUAGGCGUGUGUGAUUGGUCUUUGGACGAUCAUAUGACAUUCCCCUUCGCCCCUAUAAUAAAUUACCAGUCCCUGAAUGUUGUGUAAGAACAUAUCUGUAAAGUGUGUUCGGAUAGAUGUGUAUGUAGUGUGUAUCAGUUAGCAUGAGUACAUUAGAGUUGUUUGCUGUGAAUGGAUGCAUUUUGACCAGUAUUAGAAAUAAAUAUUUAGACCUUAUGUUGGUCAGUUAUAUUGAUGGUGGAUCGACGAUGCAGUAGUAAUGCUUCAAGUCUUCAAUGUGUAUUCAUCCAGCCAGACUACUUCUAAUCUGAAUGAGAGUACCACCAUUUCAAUAUCAGUGACAGAAUUAGUUUUUGAAUGUGUGUCUCCAUGACUACCAAUACACCGUGCAUUUAGCGGAGUCGGCUACCAGUGCAAUCAGCCUCUGGAACAGCAACAUGAGCUGCAUGAUUGUCUCCCCUAGUUGUGCCAGGAUGUUAUGAUAUUGGGUUUGAAUUCCAGAUUUGUGCUGAUAGUGCAUCUUUGUCAGUUCAUGGGUGUCUCAAAAAUUGUACUUUCAUCCAGCCUGGCUUUCCUUCCACAAUAAGUUAACACAUCAUGAUGUAAGACUGUCCGAAUCAAAAACAUUCUCUGAGUUUGUUUCUCAUCUGAAAAAUUGAAUGUAAUUUGAACAUGUUGUGAAAAUCAGGUAAUGUUAAAACCAUCUUGUUUUCAUGGUCAUCAAAUUGAUAGGUAGCUGAGGUGUCCGACACGAGAAUAGCGGACUAUUAUCUCACCUUCCAUUGACUUUCAUGUAUUGAGCCUCGUGUGGGUUACUUUGUUUAUGAAGUUGGAUAAAAGUUGCCAGUUACUGUCUCAAAGCCCUGUCUUCAGUCAGUUGCAGGAGUAGGAGCUUUACACUCCAAGCUGAAGGUGGGCGAUCACACGAUUGUCCAGGGUAUCAUGUGCAUCAUACAACCUGGGACCCUUUCACUUCAGUAGCUUCUUCUCAAGCCCAAUUCAGAUGGAAGGACCAAAGAGUCAUUCAAUGAUAUCACAAAUGAUAGAGAAAUUGAGAUGUGAAACGAAGCUUUACUGUUGAAUGGGUAUAGGGGUAUUUAUUAUAACACCAUGGAUAAUCAGGGAUGAUUGCGCUCAGGCACAAGAUUAACCCACCUAGUCAAAGCUCAUUUCAUAGCCAAGAGAUUCAUAUUUAAUCAUGCUGAGAUUGUCAUAAGAUCAAACGAUUGCUUCAAGAAGUAGGCUUCUCUUUCUCCGAGUGUUGUGGUUGUUCGUUAAUGAAAUACCAAGCUGGUUCAGGAUGUUGAGGGUAAAUGUACUGUGGGGCCUUCCUCCAAUACAGUGUGGGCCAAACAUUUGACAGAGUACACUUAUACCAUCAUUAUUUUUCUGCUGCACAAAAGGUGUGAAGUUAUUAUUUUUUUCCAGUUUUGUUAUGCUGGAUUGCUAUUAAUCCAGUAUUGGAAACUUUGACUUUUUUUUUUUUUUUUUUGAAUAAAUAUUUUCUACAAAUAAA